UUUCACGAAAAUCCAAUAAGCAAGGAUGUGAAAUCCGAUUUCUGAUAAACGUCACUCUCGAGGAAGACUGACGGGAUUAAUCUGUGCUUGGAAUCUUGUGUGUUAACGACUUUUCUGCAUCAAAAUCAUUAAGAAGGUGUUUUUGGUUUUAACUAAGGCGUUUCAUUAUAAAAGAUCCAUGAAUUUUUGCCAUUUUCGGUUUGAUUUUUGAUUGAUUAAGGGCGGCCAUGUUCAAUCGUAGGGUCAAGGCACCCUUUAAUCACUCUCAUUGCGAACAAAAGGGUUUUUUUCAGUCCACUGACUUACACGUCAACUAAUUAUCUUUUCGCGUGGUCAUUUGACUCAGUGAAAUUGAAAAUUACGGUUAAUACAGGCACAAAACAUCGUGCAGUCGACCAUGAGAAAGAGAUAACAUUGUUGUUGCGAGAAAGAAAGAAAACAAACAAGUAAACAGUUAUCUCGUUCAUGAUCAUAACUUCACAACGGACAGAACAUUUCAAGAUCAUUACUGCUAGAAAAAACGUUGGCAUUCGUCAGCUCUAGAGAUUUCGUCUACAAUGCUUCGAAGACGAGGCUCUGCUCCUGCGGUCGUACUUCAACAACAUUUCUCCGAAUCGAAAGGCGUCCUCUUCAGAGCGGAUCGUAUAAUUCCACCGCCAGAAGUCCCGAAAUUGUCUAAGGCAAAACGCGGAAAGAGAGAUGUCGAACGAGGAUACAGCCCUCCACCGAUUGUUCCUUCUGUUCCUUUGUCAUCAGAGAGGAGGACGAAUGAGUCACAGCAAGUUCUGGACUACGACAGUUCUUCGCCCAGAUGUCCGAGCCCUGUGUCGCCCGGCUCGCCGACCCUGACCAACAAAAAGCCGAUGAAACAUCGGCCGAAACGAAGGGACAGCGAACCUUUCGUUGCUCAAGCCCCAGCAGCACUUAACACAAGGAACGCUACCUCAAGCGCAUUACACAGACGAAGCAGUUCUUUCAGAGACUACAACAUUGUUCUUCUAGGGCAGGGAGGUGUUGGAAAAUCUGCUUUGCUGGUUCGAUUUACAACGGGACGAUUCAUACAUGAAUAUGACCCAACACUGGAAAUGACGUAUGAUAUGUGCGCUGAAAUAGACGAGGAUCCCGCUAUCUUGCACAUCACCGACACAGCUAGCACGCACGAACCUGUAUAUCUGAGCCAAAACGAGGGUUUUGUUGUAGUGUACGCCAUCGACGAACCACGUACAUUCCAAACAGCAAAACAACUGAUCAAGCUCAUCCGGGAACUAAAGAAACAGCGAAGCCAACAAACUGCCAUAGUUUUGGUUGGUAACAAAGUGGACCUGAGUCACACACGAGCGGUGUGUAAACAAGAGGCCUUAGAGUUUGCUUCGGAAUAUGAAUGUUUCUUCCACGAGACGUCGGCAGCUAACGAUAUCAACGUCAAAAUUAUUUUCCACGACGCUGUCAGACAGUUACGAGUUUUUCAGUUGAACAAGAAGGCAAACGGACCUAUGAAUUCCAUUAAAAACUUCUUCUCGCGAUGAGGUCGAGAGUAACCAAGCGAAAAGACGUCAGUUGAGGUGCACCGCCAAAGACGCAACGUACGUGUGUUUUUCUGGAUUUCUACCUCAUUUCACCAUGGCAUUUAAUUGGCAAUACACAACGCAGGGCUGAUUAUAACUCUUAAUUUGACUCAUCAAGCUCAAGUAGAUAAUUAAUUUAAUUAACGACUUCGGAAAAUUAUAAUCUGUGGGCAAUAUCAGUGACCGCCAACGCUUUUCCAAAAAUGGUAAUGUCGAAUGCUUCACGCGUUCAACAUUGUCCAAGAGAAAACUUCCAAGCUCGUCUCUUUAACCUGCGAAUAAAGUUAGCAGUCAAGACCUGUGUGACCUGUACAUCAAGGUCAGUGGAGUACAUCACUUCAUGGCUGCAAAUGCUUUGGGAUCACUUCUUAAUGUGAUUAUUGAGUUAGCUAUAGGGUUUACGACCUCUACCAUUGUCACCUUUGUGGGCAUUCUGUGACUGCGAGCUAACCAUUACAUUGUACAUACUUCGCCAUUUUCCACAUUCAUAUUCAGCCAUAUUCCACAAAUGUACAAUUUUCACAUCACUUUUUAUAAUUUUAGUAUGAAAGAAUGCGUAGGUAGGGGCCUUGAGCUCAACAAGACCGAAAAAGCUGUCCGAAGCUGCUAAUACUCUGGGCUUUCUAGCUACAGGGUUGGCAACUUACAUUGCCGCCUUCGUGAAUAGGUCGUAUUCGUAUUCCCGGUAUUGAACCGGAACUAGCUUGCAAUUGAGGCUAAGGCCGGGAGUCCUUUCAAAUACAAAUGCGGCCGUACGAGCCUCCAUUGCAAGCUAGUUCCAGUUCAAUACUGGGAAUAUGAAUAAGGCCUAUUGUGCCCAUUCUAGUCAAUGACUGUAAGCUUACCAUUACACCUUACAUGUACUUUGCCAUUUUUAGCCAUAUCCACAGAUGUACUAUUUUCGAAAGAUCCUGACUUCUCUGGUUGAGACCGAAGCCUUUACGUUAUCACACAACCAUGAGUAAUUCAGUUAAGGUUGAAUUUCACAGUAAACCAACAUACCUCUUUUAAUUUACUUUAUUGUAGAAGUUUUCGCAUUCCUUUAUUUACAAUCCCUU
This is a messenger RNA of Orbicella faveolata, 2623 nucleotides long. Its product is annotated as ras-related protein Rap-2c-like. The record is from RefSeq and is a predicted model, not a curated record. Lineage: Eukaryota; Metazoa; Cnidaria; Anthozoa; Scleractinia; Merulinidae. Gene Ontology annotation, molecular function: GTP binding; GTPase activity.